AUGGAAGGAUCAUCUGACACUACUUCUUUUGUUGAUCAAUCAACCUCUGUUCUCUUGUUGAACGUGAAGUCGGGUCAAAAUUUGAUUCUCGAUCUCACUGCCUCACGCUACAAUGAAGCCUUAAAACCUAUGAUUGAAUGUAUGCGUUUCUCGCCACUGGCUCAAGCUUUGACCAUGGUAGAAUCUAUUCCUCUCCUCCAUCUUUCGAAGGCGUAUACCUUUGUAUCUUAUCUUUUAGCAAAUGGUGUGAUUAACUUUGAAUUUGAUUCUCGAAAGACCUCUAUCUCUAAGUCUCAAUUCAGCAGAAUUCUAGGGUUUGAUUCGACUGAAGGGCUUGUUGAUCCUGACUUGAUUUCUUCCACAGAUCUCAUUCACAUGUUCUAUCAUAUGGGUUACCUUGAGGAUAUCACAUUGUUAUCUAAGUUUAGGAAGCCAAAUCUUCCUACUAUGUGGAAUGGUUAA
Messenger RNA from Lactuca saligna, 462 nucleotides. Lineage: Eukaryota; Viridiplantae; Streptophyta; Magnoliopsida; Asterales; Asteraceae. The record is from the annotation of a GenBank genome assembly.